AUGGUCAACGUUCGCGACGUCUCCGCCCCAAGCUUCAUUGAGGCCUACUCUCAACACUUGAAGAGAUCAGGAAAGAUCGAGAUUCCUAACUGGGUUGACAUUGUCAAGACUGGCUCACACAAGGAGCUUGCACCAUACAACCCAGACUGGUACUACGUCCGCGCUGCUGCAGUCGCACGUCACGUCUACCUCCGUAAGUCAGUCGGCGUCGGUGCUCUCGUCAAGUUCCACGGUGGUGCUGUCAACAGAGGUCACCAACCAUACCACCACAGAGCAGCUUCCCGUGGUGUCGACCGUAGAGUCGUCCAAUCAUUGGAGAAGAUUGGUGUCUUGGAAAAGGCUGUCGACGGUGGACGCAAGAUUUCACAAGACGGUAUGCGUGAUCUUGACCGUAUCGCUGCAUCAAUCGUCGCUGCAGGAAAUGAAGAAGAAUCCGAAGACGAGGACGAAGACGAUGACGAGUAAAUGUAUAGCUGUUAGUUUAUUGUAUAAUCUAGUAAAACUUUCAGAUUUUAUAUAUUUACAUUGCACUUUU
This is a messenger RNA of Wallemia mellicola CBS 633.66, 535 nucleotides long. RefSeq names its product ribosomal protein S19. Gene Ontology annotation, cellular component: cytosolic small ribosomal subunit; ribosome. Gene Ontology annotation, molecular function: structural constituent of ribosome; RNA binding. The record is from RefSeq and is a predicted model, not a curated record. The transcript is spliced from 2 exons. Gene Ontology annotation, biological process: translation; ribosomal small subunit assembly. Lineage: Eukaryota; Fungi; Basidiomycota; Wallemiomycetes; Wallemiales; Wallemiaceae. Bases 1 to 465 code for a protein of 154 amino acids.